Molecule: messenger RNA, 630 nt
Organism: Paraglomus brasilianum
Lineage: Eukaryota; Fungi; Glomeromycota; Glomeromycetes; Paraglomerales; Paraglomeraceae
Source: the annotation of a GenBank genome assembly
AUGUCUUUAAGGCGGUCGGAUGCAACGACGGCAGACUUGAAAGACUCGACUAUUGAUACAAUUGAAUCCAAAGCAUCCUCUAAAAAGAGGCCUCUCACCUAUCAAGAAAGGAAGCUAAUAGAAAGCAUGAUUCGUGUUGAUCACGCAGGCGAACUGGGGGCCAACUAUAUUUAUAAAGGUCAAAUGGCUGUUCUUGGAAAAGAUAAAGAAGUUGGACAUGUUAUUCAGGAAAUGUGGGAUCAGGAGAAGGUGCAUUUGCGUACCUUUGACGAAAUAAUUCCUCGAUAUAGAGUUAGGCCUACGCUACUGAGACCGUUGUGGGAAACGGCUGGAUUUAUGCUCGGGGCAGGUACAGCAUUGAUGGGGAAAGAGGCAGCAAUGGCAUGCACGGAAGCUGUAGAGACAGUCAUCGGGGAGCAUUAUAACGAUCAAUUACGGGAAUUGAUAAAUAUCGAUAAUGAAGAAACGACCGAGUUGAGAGAAGUCAUUAAGAAGUUCAGAGACGAGGAAUUGCAGCAUUUGGAGACGUCUGUUGAUUAUGAUGCUCAAAAAGCACCUCUCUAUGGUCCUCUCUCUGCAAUGAUACAUGCCGGAUGCAAGGCGGCCAUUUGGAUAACAACGAGGCUAUAA